AGCUCACGCUGCCUUUUGGAAGCAACAGCGGCGGCUUCUGCUUGUGGGCCCCCUUCGCCAGCCGGGUGCUUCAUGGCCUCUCCCAGGUUAGAAACCUACUGCUGCCCCAACAGGGAUGCAGCCACGCAGCUCGUGAUGAACUUCCAGCCCCAGGUCUUCUGUGGGGUCUGCAUCGGCAGCGCCUCUGCCAGCCUGCUGCUGACCAUCCUGCAGCUCCUGCCGAAGAAGGGGCAGAGCCUGCGGAAGAUGCCCAAGGCCUCCUCCUCCUCCACCAUUCUUCUCCUUAUCUCCGUCUGUGACAUCCUUGGUGGCUCAGGUGUGAUCUUCAGAUCGAGUGUCUGGUUGGGCUUCCCGAGCUUCAUUGCCAACAUCUCAGUGGCCAACGGGACUGACAUAUGGCCCUCUGCCUUCUGCGUGGGCAGCGCGAUGUGGAUCCAGCUGUUGUAUAGUGCUGGCUUCUGGUGGUUAUUUUGCUAUGCUGUCGAUUCUUACUUGGUGGUAAGAAGAUCAGCAGGACGGAGUACAAUUGUGCUGUACCAUAUGAUGGCCUGGGGGCUGGCAGUUUUGCUCUGCAUGGAGGGCGUCAUGCUGCUUUACUACCCGUCCCUUUCCAGCUGUGAAAGAGGCCUGGAGCAUGCAAUCCCACAUUACAUUACAACCUAUGCCCCACUCCUGCUGGUGCUGGUGGUCAACCCAGUCCUGUUCAGAAGGACGGUGACUGCAGUUGCCUCUUUACUGAAAGGGAGACAAGGGAUUUACACAGAGAAUGAGAGACGGCUGGGGACAGAGAUCCAGAUGCGCUUUUUCAAGAUUAUGCUGGUAUUCACUGUUUGCUGGUCAUCUAAUAUCAUCAACGAGAGCCUUUUGUUCUAUCUCGAAAUGCAGCCAGAUAUCAAUGAAACACCUUUGAAAAACAUUAGAAGUGCUGCAUUGAUCACAUGGAUUAUAAUGGGAGUUCUUAAUCCGAUGCAAGGCUUCCUCUUCACAUUAGCUUUCUAUGGCUGGACAGGAUGGAGAGUGGACCUGAAAUGGCAGAAGAGAGAAAUACCCUGGGAAUCAAUGUCCUCAUCAACAGUGGGCGACAAUGACUAUCCCUCACCAGUGAACUACCAAAGCAACGUCCACGAUUCAAAGAAGAUAUCGACCACUGAUAGCCAGCAGACUGAUGAGGCUAUUAGCAUGUUGUCUGAAGGUAACACUAGCAGUGAUGACAGGUUGACCAGGAGCUCUGCCAUCUACCAGGGCUGGUAGCUUAAAGGUGGAGAGCUGAAUCUCACUUCUCCCAUUGUCAAGACUCACAAAAUCAUGGCACUGUGUGAACCACUGCUCACUCUGGAAUUUUUGCCUAAUGGUUUUUGGCUAAUGGCUCAAUGUAAUUUCCUGUAGCUUUUGUUCGUGUGUGAGACUGUGUACGAUGCAGAGAAAUGAUGGUUAAUGUCUUCACUUGCCUUAUAGGAGAUGUGUAGCAAGGUACAAAGGCCUGAUCGCUUUUAGCAGGCGUAUGUCUCUGCAGGGAUGUAUGUUACUUAUGAUUCAUCUGUUUUCUUUCAAUCUCUCCUGUAACCUCCGUAUGGUAGAAGAGUCUUUUGUUUAAAUAAACAGACUAUUAAUAUGUUGGUUUUUAAAA
Gallus gallus (chicken) is the source of this 1627-nucleotide messenger RNA. It is a transcript of the gene GPR143, whose product is annotated as G protein-coupled receptor 143. Gene Ontology annotation, cellular component: melanosome membrane; plasma membrane. The record is from RefSeq and is marked validated. Gene Ontology annotation, molecular function: L-tyrosine binding; dopamine binding; L-DOPA binding. Gene Ontology annotation, biological process: regulation of calcium-mediated signaling; G protein-coupled receptor signaling pathway; melanosome organization. Lineage: Eukaryota; Metazoa; Chordata; Aves; Galliformes; Phasianidae.